CUGAUGACGUGAGCACGUCUGGUGGACGCCGCGCGGAGCCGGUACUCGCUUAUCUCUCAGUUUUCCCAGCAGCCUCUGGGGCCAGCAGCAGGAGCAGCAGGAGCAGCAGGAGCAGCAGGAGCAGCAGGAGCAGCAGGAGCAGCAGGAGGCACGGUACGAUGUCGGACGAGGAGGAUCUGGCUCCGGCCGUGAAGAAGAGUCGUGUUUUCUACGGAAGCCUGGAGGAGAAGGAGCGCGAGCGUCUUAGCGCCGAGUCGGCCAGAGGAAGUGAUGCGAUGAAGGCAGGCAUCGAGGCGGGAAACAUCAACAUCUCAUCAGGAGAGACUCUGGACCUGGAGGAGCGCGUCAGCGAGCGUCAGCAGGAGGCCCUCGCUGCUUUUGAGCGGCGCCGGCGAGCGCGACAGAUCACCGUUUCCACCGAUGACGCCGAGGUGAAGGCGGGCCUGCGGGCGCUGGGAGAGCCAAUCACACUGUUCGGAGAGGGACCAGCUGACCGCCGGGAGAGGCUGCGCAGCGUUCUGUCCGUGGUCGGUCCGGACGCUCUGAAGAAGUCCAGGAGAGACGAAGAGAGAGCAAAGAGGUCACAGGACGAGUGCCAGCAGACGUGGUACCAUGAAGGCUCCGCCUCCCUGAAGGAUGCUCGCCUUUGGUUGGCCAAAUACUCUCUACCCCGGGCGAUGAGGCGUCUGGAAGCUGCACGUGCUCAGAGGGACGUUGCCGAGGCAACCAGGGCAAUUCGGCAACAAGAGCUGCACAAAAGCCUGAGGAAUCUCAACAACUUCUGCAGUCAGAUUGGAGAUGAUCGACCAAUCAGCUUCUGUCACUUCAGCCCCGACUCCAAAAUGUUGGCCACAGCGUCCUGGAGCGGUCUUUGUAAGCUGUGGUCCGUCCCUGACUGCAACCUGAUUCGUACACUCAGAGGCCUGUGUGUGUGUGUGUGUGUGUGUGUGUGUGUGUGUGUGUGUGUGUGUGUGUGUGUGUGUGUGUGUCUCUGUGUUUGCCGUAGCGACGAGCCAGUGGCAGACAUUGAGGGUCACAGUGAGCGAGUGUCUCGGGUGUCGUGGCAUCCCUCAGGGAGGUUCCUGGGAACAACCUGUUAUGAUAACUCGUGGCGUCUCUGGGAUCUGGAGGUUCAGGAGGAAAUCCUCCAUCAGGAGGGUCACAGCAAAGGAGUCCACGACCUUCACUUCCACCCCGACGGCUCUCUGGCUGCUACUGGAGGACUGGAUGCGUUUGGCAGGGUGUGGGACCUUCGGACGGGACGCUGCGUUGUCUUCCUGGAGGGACACCUGAAGGAGAUCUACAGUGUGCACUUCUCUCCCAACGGGUAUCACCUGGCAACAGGAAGUGGUGAUAACACCUGUAAGGUUUGGGAGCUGAGGAACAGAAAGUGUCUGUACACAGUCCCCGCCCACCAGAACCUGCUGUCUGCGGUCCGCUUCCAACCCACAGAAGGUCACUUCCUGUUGACCGGAGCGUAUGACAACACGGCGAAGGUCUGGAGUCACCCGGGCUGGACCCCGCUGAAGACGCUGGCGGGACACGAGGGGAAGGUGAUGGGCGUCGACGUGUCGCCUGACGGGAAGCUGAUCGCCACCAGCUCCUACGACCGAACCUUCAAACUGUGGCUGUCAGAGUGAUGCGUUGAUGAUGUCAUGACAGCAGAAACGUGAUUUUUUUUUAAUGAUGAAAAGAGUUUUUUGUGAAAUAAAAGUGACAGUUGAGCCCAGA
Molecule: messenger RNA, 1731 nt
Organism: Plectropomus leopardus (leopard coralgrouper)
Lineage: Eukaryota; Metazoa; Chordata; Actinopteri; Perciformes; Serranidae
Source: RefSeq, a predicted model, not a curated record